This is a messenger RNA of Labrus bergylta (ballan wrasse), 3834 nucleotides long. RefSeq names its product plakophilin-4-like. Gene Ontology annotation, biological process: cell-cell adhesion; cell-cell junction assembly. Gene Ontology annotation, cellular component: plasma membrane; nucleus; adherens junction. The record is from RefSeq and is a predicted model, not a curated record. Lineage: Eukaryota; Metazoa; Chordata; Actinopteri; Labriformes; Labridae. Gene Ontology annotation, molecular function: cadherin binding.
UUGCAUUGAGAGCAAACACCGGAUAAGAGAAAAGGAAGAUCAAUUUCGCGAGAGGAGUGUUUGUGGACGAGCGUCGGGACUGUUAUGUAGAAGCUGUCACGGCCGCCUGCAGGAGGAGGAUGGAUGCGUAACAGGACGGAUCGAGCCAGCUGUGGCCUGCUUCUUACAGCAACAUCUGGCCGUCCUCCUGCAGGGUCAGAGAGGGCGCCUUAGCAGCCAGCCGGUUCUGGACGAUCGCGGGGAGGAGGUGGAGGAAGAGAUGGAGAUGGAGGAGGGGGAUGCAGAGGGGGAAGGGCCCAUGGCGGUCAGAGAGGGGCCGAGCGGUCACGGCCUCCAGCGGGACAACAACAGCAGCACGACAACGACAACAACCACCAACCUCCUGGCUUCUGUCAAAGAACAGGAGCUGCAGUUUGAGCGGCUGACUCGGGAGCUGGAGGAGGAGCGGCAGAUUGUGGCCAGCCAGCUGGAGAGGUGCAUGCUGGGAGCUGAGUCGCCAGGAGGAGAUAGUAGCAGCUCGUCUGAGAAGUCGUUUGCAUGGAGAACUGCAGGUGGAGAUUUGCAGGGCGGAGCCAUGGAGGCGUCCGGUCGUCACCUGGAGGCGGAGGAGGGACUCUUCAUGCCUGAACCGGACCGCGCCUCCCUGCAUGACAGUGAGGGUUCUGGAGGUCUCUCGGCUCAGAUGACCUCCUAUUCAGACAGCGGCUACCAGGACAGCAGCGUUAGUUACUACAGCAACCAGAACGUGGUGCGUUCGGAGCCCCGAGCAUCGAUAUCCAGGAGCCCGAGAGCUGAAGGUCAAGCCUCUGGGCAGGUGUCUGGUCGGAUGUUGCGCAGGAUGGCCUCCCUCCCCUCCAGGAGUCAGUCUCCCGGUUGCGGCACUGCUGGCACUGUCUCGCCCUCCCGCAUCUCCCUGCGAACAUCCCAAGGCAGCAACUAUGACUCGCCCAUCCUCUCUGAGCCGAAACCUCUUCCCGCCAUAUUCCCCGGCACCUCCAUGCCGCCGUCUUGCCCUUCGCCGACCUCCCCGACUGACGGCACGCAGGCCCUGGGCGGUGGUGGAGGAAAUGGUGGACUAGGAGGAAUUAUAGGAGGAGGUCGUCUCGGCUCCACUCUCUCUCUGGUGGAGGGGCGGGGUUUGACGGGGUCACCGCUGCGUUCGGGGAUGACGGCCGUCCCGCAGCACUACGGCUCCACGCUGCCGAGGCAGAGUCAGCCACUGGCGUACGGAGCAGAUCCAUACGGCCUAUAUCAGAGGAGCGCACUGCCCCGCCCGGACUCCCUCAUAGGGCUUCACAGCUCGUACGCCGGUCACUCCGGGCAGAUCGAUCCCGAGCUGCGGGCAGCGUUGUCUCCGGACAGCCACAUGACGCCCGUUUUUGAUGAACGCUCCUUCCACAGCCCGCUGUACCACAGCCCCACACACGAACCCCAGGGAGCCCUCUACAGGCCAAACACUGGUAUGGGCACCCUCCCUCGGGCUACGAGCCACUGCAGCACGCUGCCCUACCAAAGAAGCAGCAGCUACGGACUGAGCACUGCAGCUCUCUACGUCGACCCCUACAGGGUCUCAGGCGAGCCCGUUUUCUCCCACCGGCACUCUGGGCUUGUGGAGCGGGUUGGGACGAACCCGUCCAUGGAGAGCAUCCAUAAAGACCCCAGGGAGUUUGCUUGGCGAGACCCCGAGCUGCAGGAGGUCAUCCACAUGCUGCAGCAUCACUUCCCCUCCGUCCAGGCCAACGCCGCCGCCUACCUGCAGCACCUGUGCUACGGAGACAACCGGAUCAAGGUGGAGGUGUGUCACCUCGGAGGGAUCCAGCACCUGGUGGAUCAGCUGGACCACAAGAUGGCCGAGGUUCAGAAGAGCUCCUGUGGGGCCUUGAGGAACCUGGUGUACGGCAAAGCCACCGACAACAACAAGGUGGCGCUGAGGAACUGCGGCGGCGUGCCCGCUCUGCUGCGGCUCCUCAGGAAGACCACCGACAACGAAGUCAGAGAGCUCGUCACAGGCGUCCUGUGGAACCUCUCCUCGUGUGACGCCGUGAAGAUGACCAUCAUCCGCGACGCUCUCUCCACGCUCACCAACACGGUGGUCAUCCCACACUCGGGCUGGAGCAGCGUCUCGCACCGCGACGAACACAAAGUCAAGUUCCAGUCGUCGCUGCUGCUGCGAAACACCACCGGCUGCCUGAGGAACCUGAGCUCAGCCGGGGAGGAGGCGAGGAGUCAGCUGCGUUGCUGUGAAGGUCUGGUCGACUCGCUGCUUCAUGUGCUCAAAGCCUGCGUCAACACCUCCGACUACGACAGCAAGAUCGUGGAGAACAGCGUGUGCACCCUGAGGAACCUCUCGUACCGCCUCGAGGUGGAGAUGCCCUCCUCCCGCCUCCUCGGAAACCAGGAGCUGGACACCCUGCUGGGCUUCUCCUCCCCCGCCAAGGAGCUGGACUACCUCUGCUGGGGCAAGAGGAGGCGGGGCAGGAAGAGGGGCGGCUGGCCCGACGACAAGUGGGACGGUGUCGGGCCAAUCCCAGGUUUCUCUCAGUCUCUGAGGGGGGCAGAGCUGCUGUGGCACCCCCUGGUGGUGAAACCGUACCUCAAUCUGCUGGCCGAGAGCUCCAACCCGGCCACGCUGGAGGGUGCCGCCGGCUCACUGCAAAACCUCUCUGCAGGGAACUGGAAGUUUUCAGCCUACAUCCGAGCGGCGGUGCGUAAAGAGAAAGGUCUGCCCAUCCUGGUGGAGCUGCUGAGGAUGGACAACGAUAGGGUCGUCUGCUCCGUCGCCACCGCUCUCCGAAACAUGUCGCUGGACGGCCGCAACAAGGAGCUGAUAGGAAAGUACGCCAUGCGGGACCUGGUGAACCGGCUCCCCGGCGGCAGCCCCACCGUGCUUUCAGACGACACGGUGGCGUCGGUGUGCUGCACGCUGCACGAGGUCACGAGCCGCAACAUGGAGAACGCCAAAGCUUUAGCAGACAGCGGCGGCAUCGAGAAGCUGGUGGACAUCAGCAAAGGGCGAGGGAAAGGGUACUCGAUGAAGGUGGUGAAAGCUGCCGCUCAGGUGUUGAACACGCUGUGGCAGUACAGAGAGCUGAGGACACUCUACAAACAGUCAGGAAAGAACUGGAGAAGAACCCGGGACGGCUGGAACUACACACACUUUGUCACUCCGGUCUCCACUCUGGAGCGAGACCGCUACCUUUCACAGCCGACACUGCCCACCAGCCCUCUGCAGAUGUCCCCCGUCAUCCAAUCAGGUGAGAGAACCGGUGGAAGUGCGACCUCCUCUCCGGCGAUGCUCGGGAUCAGAAGACACAGCUCCAACUAUCAGAGGGCGCAGUCAUCUAUGCAACUCGACACGUAUUAUGGAGACAACAGUUUACACAAACGGCAGUACACAGGGUCUGAGAAGAAAACUCCGUAUUUCAUUGGGACAUAUUCUUCUCAGUCAGGAGAGGAUUUGAGAAGGUCCCAGCACACAGAGCCAUUUUAUGACGAGCCCGACAGGAAGAACUACAACAGCUACAGAAUGUACCUGUCGUCCCCUCAAGGCUACGGAGACGAGCCCUACGAGGACGAGCCGGUCCACCUCACCCCGCCCUCCCCCGACGGCUACGCCACCCAGUCGCUCCGAUUCAAAGCCAACACCAACUACGUGGACUUCUACUCCACCACGCGGAGGCCUUCAAACAGGGCGAACAAGUUCACCGGCUCCCCCGACUCGUGGGUGUAGAGACAAAGUGGGCGUCGCGUACGUCCAGCUCAGUGUGUUUCUGUGGGUGUUUGUGUGUGUGUGUGUGACAGGAGUGCACUUGUGUGUCUGGGUGUGUGUGUGUG